Molecule: messenger RNA, 1325 nt
Organism: Megalops cyprinoides (Indo-Pacific tarpon)
Lineage: Eukaryota; Metazoa; Chordata; Actinopteri; Elopiformes; Megalopidae
Product: calcium-binding protein 39-like
Exons: 9
Coding region: 290-1321 (343 amino acids)
Biological process (GO): intracellular signal transduction
Molecular function (GO): protein serine/threonine kinase activator activity
Source: RefSeq, a predicted model, not a curated record
UGGCGAAGAUAGUGAGUGUGUGUGAGGCAGAUAGCUAACUAGAAAAACGAAGGCUAUACUAACGUAACCCCUGGCUAAAGUAAAACUUUACGGAACUAGCUAGAAAAGGGGAGACUUAGGUGGGAAUGAGGACUUUUGUAGAUUCUUUUAGAUAGUCUUAACAAACACAAGCCUGCCUCUUCUUGCUUGUCAGCCAGCUAGACAUCCCCAAAGUCAAGCUCGUCAUCCCCAAGAGGGAAAAAAUUGCCUCACUGCCUCCCACCUACACCACCAGCACUGCCUUCCCAUCAUGCCUUUCCCUUUUGGGAAGUCCCAGAAGAGCCCAGCAGAUAUUGUGAAGAGCCUGAAGGAGAAUGUGGCCUGCUUAGAAAAGCUGGACGCUUCUGAGAGCAAGAAGUGCGAAAAGGUUGCGGAGGAGGUCUCCAAGAACCUGGCCUCGCUGAAGGAGGUGCUGUGUGGCACGAGCGAAAAGGAGCCUCAGACGGAGGCUGUGGCACAGCUGGCACAGGAGCUGUACAACACCAACCUGCUGAUCGCCCUCAUCGCCAACCUGCAGAGGAUCGACUUUGAGGGAAAGAAGGAUGUGGUGCAGGUCUUCAGCAACGUUGUGCGCCGCCAGAUCGGCACCCGCACACCCACGGUGGAGUACAUCUCUUCCCACCCGCAGAUCCUCUUCAUGCUGCUGAAAGGGUACGAGAGUGCGGAAGUGGCGCUGAACUGCGGCAUGAUGCUUCGGGAGUGUCUGCGGCACGAGCCCCUGGCCCGCACCGUGCUCUUCUCCGAGGAGCUCUACUGCUUCUUCCGCUACGUGGAGCUCUCCACCUUCGACAUCGCCUCGGACGCCUUCGCCUCCUUUAAGGAUCUUCUUACAAGACACAAGAUCAUGUGCGCUGACUUCUUGGAGACAAAUUACGACAGAGUGUUUACGGAAUACGAGAAGCUCCUGCACUCUGAUAAUUAUGUCACCAAACGUCAGUCUUUGAAGCUCCUGGGAGAGUUGCUGCUGGACAGACACAACUUCACAGUCAUGACCAAGUACAUCAGCCGCUCAGAAAACCUGAAGCUGAUGAUGAACCUGCUGAGGGACAAUAGCCGCAACAUCCAGUUUGAGGCCUUCCAUGUCUUUAAGGUGUUUGUAGCGAACCCCAACAAGACCCAACCCGUGCUGGACAUUCUGCUGAAGAACCAGGUCAAGCUGGUGGAGUUCCUGAGCCACUUCCAGACGGACCGCUCCGAGGACGAGCAGUUCUGCGACGAGAAGAACUACCUCAUCAAGCAAAUACGGGACCUCAAGAAGCCCAUGGCACAGGGAGAGGCCUAGUGGA